This is a messenger RNA of Amphiprion ocellaris (clown anemonefish), 6990 nucleotides long. RefSeq names its product solute carrier family 52, riboflavin transporter, member 2. The coding region runs from base 139 to 1467 and encodes 442 amino acids. Gene Ontology annotation, biological process: riboflavin transport. Lineage: Eukaryota; Metazoa; Chordata; Actinopteri; Pomacentridae. Gene Ontology annotation, cellular component: plasma membrane. The record is from RefSeq and is a predicted model, not a curated record. The transcript is spliced from 5 exons. Gene Ontology annotation, molecular function: riboflavin transmembrane transporter activity.
GAGCUUUGCGUAACGUUCGUCCUUCAUUGUGGCUCCAGUUCCGGUGUGAAGAAGCCGGACAUUGUCGCUGUUCGACCCGAACCAGGUCCAGCGGCUCACCGGCGUCUCGUCCUCCCGUCAGCCGCAGUCAGAGCCACCAUGUCGUCCAGUUGGUGGAGCAGCGCCGCGGUGACUCACGGCCUCAUGGCGCUGUUCGCGAUGGGCUCCUGGGUGUCCGUCAACAGUCUGUGGGUCGAGCUGCCGGUGGUCGUCAACGUGCUGCCCGAAGGUUGGAACCUUCCCGCCUACCUGUCGGUGCUCAUAGCGUUUGGGAACCUCGGUCCGAUCGCAGUAACCGUCACCCACCACUGUGCUCCCGGGCGGCUGAACGAACGCCUGGUCAUCCACUGCAUCCAGCUGCUGGCCGUGGUGGCGUCGGCCUUCCUCGCCAUCUUCUGGUCGCACACCGUCGUCAUCGCAGGAGAGCAACGGUCGCUUCCCUUCCUGCUCUUCACCUUCGUCUUGUCUCUGGUCUGCUGCACCUCCAACGUCACCUUCCUGCCCUUCAUGUUCCGCUACCCGCCUCAGUACAUCCGGACCUUCUUCAUCGGCCAGGGCCUCAGCGCCCUGUUCCCCUGCAUCGUGGCGCUGGGACAGGGAGUCAACAAGCUGGAGUGUAAAAUGGUGAACGACACCGUGCAGCCGGAGUACCUGAAGGAGAAUUUUCCUGCAGAGAACUUCUUCUGGUUCCUGUUUGUGAUGCUGACGGUGUCGGCGUUGAGCUUUCUGGCUUUGACCCGAAGACAGACGCAGCCUCCGAGCGCCGAGCCGCCGCAGGAGUCGGACGGCACGGCGGUGAAGGACGGAGAGGAAACCGAACGGCUUCACAACGGAGGGACGCCGGCGUCGGAGGAUCAGGUCCAGCUGGAGGAGCAGCAGCCGCCGGGUCAGACCUUCUGGACGCCACGAAACAUCUACCUGCUGGCGCUGCUCGCCGUCUCCAACGCCCUCAGCAACGGCGUCCUGCCGUCCAUCCAGAGCUUCUCCUGCCUGCCCUACGGGAACAUGACCUUCCACCUCUCCGUGGUGCUCGGAAACAUCGCAAACCCCCUGGCCUGUUUCCUCGCCAUGUUUGUAGUCCUCAGAUCCUCCUCGGGUUUGGGCUUCUUGUCCGUGGCCGGACUUGUUUUUGCUUCGUAUCUGAUGGCGUUAGCUGCUCGCAGCCCCUGUCCUCCGCUGCUGGGAAGUCCUGCUGGGGUGGCGUUAGCGGUCAUCUCCUGGAUCGUCUUCAUCGGCCUCUUCUCCUAUCUGAAGGUGGUGAUCGGGACUCUGCUCCACGAGGCCGGUCACGCUGCCCUGCUGUGGUGCGGCAUCUCCAUCCAGGCCGGCUCCCUGGUCGGAGCUCUCACCAUGUUCCCCCUGGUCAACAUCUACCACGUGUUCUCCAGAGCCCGGGAGUGUGUCGACGACUGCACCAAGCAGCGCUGAAGAUCACGCUGUACGUUAUCUGUCCUCUCCUGGUUCAGAGGCCGUAGAGCCUGUGGACGUGAAAACAUUCCCAGAUAAUGGGAGCAUUGUGCUGCUGCACGUUGGCCGAGGGGAGGUAGAACACGUAUGAUGCAGUAAAACCACAAGUGCUUUGUGUGGCGUUUCAUAACGAGGCUCUGUAGCCGAGGUUGUUUACAGUUUACACACGGAUUUCCCAACUACAACGCAUCACGUGAAGCUGUUUGCUCAGGGACCAUUAACUUAUUCAUCACUCAUGUUUGUUGCUCCUGACUCUCCAACUGCACUCCCAACAUCAUGGUGGGCAAUCUGGGGAAAGGAGAACUUAUGAUUUAGUCGCUUUAUUAGCUGUUCUAGUUAGAAAACCUGCCGCUAAAAGCCAUCAGCAUCCUGUUUUGGUUUUAUUAUUCUAGUUCUGAAGUAGGGCUGCAGCUAUCGAUUAGUUUCAUAAUCGAGUAUUCUAUCAAUUAUUCAUGUAAUAGGAUUAAAAAUAAUAGAUUUAAUUUCCUUUUUUGUCUAUCUGUCUUCACCAUUUUGCAUUCCACGCUUUGCAUGUGCGUUACGGCAUAAAAGUGAAAGUGCAACAGAAAUGCGGUGUGUAUACAGGGUGGGCCAUACGUUUCCAUACAUAGGAAAAAUAAACAUUUUAUGUUGGACAGCCUUUUUUUUAUUUAUAUAAUGUGCUCUAUAUGAUUACCAUUGUUUCAAAAACACACAAUAUGCGUUUUCCACUGCUGAUGAACUUGCAUCAGCACAGUUGAAGUUCUGCUUGUAUUGGCGUUGGUGAUACGUUCCUUGAGAUGAUUUAUGUGUCGUAUCUCCACCUGAUACACCAUAACCUUCAAGUACCCCCAAAGAUAGCGUCAAACGCAUCUUCUAGGCUAUGUGAAACAUAAAAAAAUAGACAUUAUACAUUUUCCUAUGAGUGGAAACUUAUGGCCCACCCUGUAGAAUAGUACAGGGGGUCCCUAAAGUCUGGACGCAUAGGCAAAAAUAGAUAUUUUCAAGAGAUUAAAUUUGUCUGCUACCUUUCAACAUGUCCAUCCUUCACGUCAAUCAGAAUCAGCUUUAAUGGCCAAGUACUUACACAACAUGCAAGGAAUUUCGUUUUGGCUGUUGGUGUCACCCUAGGAAUAUGGAAGGGAAUAAUAAAAAAGAAACUAUAGAAAGAGGAACAGGGAGGAGAAAAAAAUAGUAAGAAAAUUAAAUGUAGCUCCAUAUAUCCAGAAAUUUACAGUAGUGCAAAUGAUAAUUGCAUGAUGCAGUGCAAAAAGCAGAGAUAAUACUGGCAACUGAGAAGUACCUGUUCAACUCUUUCUUCUUUCGACAAAGCCAUAUUUAAUCCGUGGACGCAAAAAAAUGAUAGCUAAUGAGAUUUCCAGACUUUAGGGACACCCUGUGUAUAGUGGAUUAAAUGUAGCCUCGUGGCCUUCGUUUCGGUCCUAAUUUGAAGUAGUGAUUCUUUCUUCAUGGCUUUGAUGCUUCUUUUUAAAGUUAAGCGUGCACAAUUUUAACUCGGCAUUUGAUCUGAUUAGCAGAAGAUUAAGAAUAAGGAAAAGCUUUAUUGCCAUUCAAAGAAUGUAUCUUGGUAACUGAAACUUACAGUGCUCAUGAAAAGUUAGACAAGAUAGCAACAGGGUUAGUAAGUAAUAAAUAGAAACUCUAAAGACCUGAUAAAUAAUCUAAAAAAUCUAGAUGCACUAAGGGAAAAGUACUAUUUAAAGAUAUAAAACAGCUGCAGCCAUGUUGCACUUUCCUGCAGAUUGCAUCACUAAAGACGCCACAUGUAGGUUGUUUAUUUGUUUAAAGUAGCCUCCUGUACUGUUGAAUGUUUCCUUCCUAUCCAUGUUGUGGAAGUUCAGCGAGGUCGAGAGACACAGGGAGACACACUGGAGAUGACUUAGGUUGUUCGUAAGGUUUACUGAUAUCAGAAGAAGUGACACCAACAGAGCAGCAGUACAUGCAAGCAAUGCCAGAAUGCCAGCAUCAGCUCUGACCAUUCUCUCUGAUCUUUGGGUAUAUAUUGUAGUGUAGAAGGUCAGGUUUAGAGUACAGACCAUAUGGAGACAGCUAGUCUGCUUAGUCAUGUUGCAGUUUUGGCGCUCCUUGGAAUCAUUUAAGACUCCGGUGAGUCUCUCGAGCUGCAGAUUGAAUCUUCUUCUGCUAGCUGGAGGUCCAAUCCAUCCAGAACCCACUGCAGAUGGAGAACUGCUGCAUUUCCUCUCUACACCAAGCUUAUCGAGGAUGUAGAGGCGCAAAAAGAUGCCGUAAAGUCGGCUCAUGGUGAAACCUAUCAUUGCGUCUAGGAUGGAGGAGUUGGAUUCCAUCGGCAGGUCAUGAGACUCACUAAAGAGAAACCUGAAUGAACCUGAAACAGAGGGCAAGACAGGCUGGUGAAAGUGAAAAGUCAAAUAAGAAAGCACAAAAUCAGGUGUUUAGUGAUUGUGAAGGAAUGACUGAGGACAUUUUUAGUGUUGGUCUGCCGUCCAAAGAGAAUCUGGUGGAAGAUAAAUAUGAUUUUAUCCAUUUUUGUGUGGUCUAAUCCUUAUUUCUAAACUAGUUGGUUUACCUCUUUAAUUUAGGGUUUUAGCCCUGAUAUUUAUUAUAGUCAGGUAAUGUUUAAUUUUAUACAAUUUUGGUUGGAUUUAAAUUUCCUAAUAUUCAAAUUACUCAAGUAAAAUGCAAAUUAUGAAUAAUUAAGACUUGUGCACUUUGGCUCAACAGCUUUAAAUGUAAAACAGUGACUCAUAAACCAAUCUAUUUUACAUCGGAAAAAAGAAAAGAGUCAACUUGAAGACUCUAUAAAAUAAUAAAGGAUUUUUAUGUUUGAUAUCAGAGUGAUUCGGAUACUUCUUGGACCGCCGACCAACACAAAGCACUUCCAUUAAUUUAGAAAUAAUUUAAAGUACUUCCACAUAGCACUGUUCAUGGUGCAAUCUGUAAAAUAUUUCCAAAAAGGAGGCUUUCAAACUGCUAAAUUAAAAUUAAGUCAGCAAUUCUAAUCCAGUGCACUUAAUCAGACUCGUUAAAUAUCUACUUAUGGUUUUCUAGCUGUACGUUCUGUGGGAGUGCUGCAGAAAUAUUACAUAUUUGUACACGACAGGGCUAAAGACAUGACAGUAAAUCUAUGACAUGCUAACUCGCUACAUAUGCUAACUAGCUAAAUAUUAGUCGUUCUGCAGAAUCACAUUCACACUAAGAUUAUCAGAUCGCCCACCACUAGUCCCUACAGAGGUAAAUAGUGUGUUUUUAUUUUCCCUGACAGUUUUCAGUUCUCUGGCUACCUCUUUGUUUUUAUGCUGAGAAGCAACAAACUCUAAUAUUUCCACACUUUAGAUCUUCUGUGAGGUCAGUAUUUAUCAGUAUAAUUCAUAAAAGCAGAAAUUUAAACUUGUAGCUCACAGCUGCAAGAACAUUCCUUGACUCAGCGCCAAAAAUAUUUCCAACUGAAGAGCUGUACAGAUGUGGCCUUUAUAUAUUCCUGUUAGGUAAUCCUGUUUUUUUUUUUUUUAUUUAAGUCUAUUAAUGAUAUGUGAAGUUUUGUGAUGAUUUUAAACAGACUAAAGAGCUUCAUUGUACUUAUUUUGUUUUUUUUUUUAGAGUUGGGUAAAAGGUCCAGUUCAGUUAGAACACGCUGCCAGUUUAAGAAACACUUGAUGUGACACGGCUUUUUGUUGAUUAUUGGUAUUUUAAAGGCUGAUCUCUGAUGGUUUCAGCUGUUGGGUGUGAUGGUGAAGCUGUAGCUGGAAAUACGCUGGUUAUUGUUUAGAUUUCUGCUGCUGUGGUUUGAUCUGUGGUGCUUUGGGUACGUCCAGAACCUGAACCUGAUUUACUACGUUACCACGUUUAUAAAGAGACUGGUGUCUCCUAGAAAUUACUGUAGUUUGGUUGUCAGAGUCUGAUGAAGAAAACCUGUAAAAGGGCUGAACUAUGAAGCAAGUUCAACAUACCCAGACUUUUUUUCUAUGUAAAUUGUCUCAAAAAACUAAAACCCCAGUCAGAGAUAACAGGUAGCAGAUGGUGGUUUUUGGCUUUCUUUGUGUGGAAUAUUAAAAAACUGAUGAUGGUAAAAACCACUGCAAAUGAUGGAAGACAGGAAUGCGGGUAGAAAACUGUAUAUUCAAACAUUAUAUGGAAACUAAUCUAAGUCUCAAUUCUCUUCAGACUGCAUCAGGUUGUUCUCCAGGAUUUCUCUAGACUUUGAUGCAUUCAUUUACCCUCAACCUUUACAAACUUUCCACGACCUGCUGCUAAAAAACAUCCUCACGUCAUGAUGCUGCCACCACCAUGCUUCACAUCAUGAUGCUGCCACCACCAUGCUUCACAUCAUGAUGCUUCCACCACCAUGCUACACAUCAUGAUGCUGCCACCACCAUGCUUCACAUCGUGAUGCUGCCACCACCAUGCUUCACAUCAUGAUGCUGCCACCUCCAUGCUUCACAUCAUGAUGCUGCCACCACCAUUGUUUCAACGGUCUGACACCGUCUCAUAAUGAAGUAAGAUUUGUUACUGACUGAAUAUUCUCUGUUAUAAAGUCAGUAAAAUAAUCAUUUUCCUAUCAGCUGCAGAACCAGCAGUUUAAACGGACCAAAUAUAAAAAUGUAUUUUUGCAUCACCAACCAAAAACAUGGGUUCCCAUAUGGCAACAUGAUGCACACAGUGUGUGAUACUGGAACUACACGGCUUCAUUCAGUGGUUUUAGUAAUGUACAGAUCAACAGGUUUGCAGAUGGAACAUUUUCCCUCAGCUGAGAAUCUGUAUCAGUCACAGAGAACAUUUUGGUUAAAAGCUUCUUACUGUUGAUUCAAGUCUAAACUCUGAAUAUAAGCUGCUCCUGCCCACGGCAUCAGUUACCAUGGAGAUCUAGUUCCGGAGCAUCAGUUACCAUGGAGAUCUAGCUCCACAGCAUCAGUUACCAUGGAGAUCUAGUUCCGGAGCCUCAGUUACCAUGGAGAUCUAGCUCCACAGCAUCAGUUACCAUGGAGAUCUAGUUCCGGAGCCUCAGUUACCAUGGAGAUCUACCUCCACAGCAUCAGUUACCAUGGAGAUCUAGUUCCACGACAUCAGUUACCAUGGAGAUCUAGUUCCAAAGCAUCAGUUACCAUGGAGAUCUAAUUGGUUAAAGAGAGCCCACUUAAUGACACUAAAAACUGGAUUUAUCCAUCAAAGCAGCAGCUGUUUAUCAGUUAAGAUCUGCCUUUUAAAAUGAACAGUAAACAAUAAAUACAUCAAGUGUUUGACCAGCUGUCAUUUCUGUGGUUUCUCUAAACCGACAGUGUUUUCUAACCAAACUGGACCAAAACACUUCAUGUGGAUCAGAACGUAUCUAAAUCUAAUCCUCCAUAGUUCUUGCUGUGGGCUUUAGGUGGCUCUGAUCUUUUCAUUUAUGUUGAUGUUUUUGUUUUUUGUUUUUUAAACUAAUUGUCCUGUAACCUGAUUAGACAUGAAAGGCUGAAGGUGAGGAAAUGACGGUUAAACAAUAAAGAUUGUUAAAGACGUUGUAAA